Sinocyclocheilus anshuiensis is the source of this 1326-nucleotide messenger RNA. RefSeq names its product GTPase IMAP family member 4-like. The coding region runs from base 93 to 875 and encodes 260 amino acids. Gene Ontology annotation, molecular function: GTP binding. The record is from RefSeq and is a predicted model, not a curated record. The transcript has 3 exons. NCBI's taxonomy places the organism in Eukaryota, Metazoa, Chordata, Actinopteri, Cypriniformes, Cyprinidae.
UCUGUUCACUGGAUAAUUGUGUAAGAUUAUAAUGAAGAUUUGCGGUUUUUACAGGUCUUGCCACUCAGCUGAAAACAGAACAACAGAGGAUAAUGGCUGACAAUCUGCGUCACAGAUUGAACAAUGCAGCAGCACCACUGCAGAACAAUGGCAACAUUAAUAUCGUCCUUCUGGGGAAAACCGGAGUUGGGAAAAGUUCAUCAGGAAACACCAUCCUGGGAGAGAACAGAUUCACAUGUGGAAGAAGUCUGUCUGCUGUUACAGAUGUAUCUAGUGUUGAGAAAUCAGUGAUUGAUGGCAGAUCUGUGUCUGUUAUUGACACUCCUGGCUUUUUUUGUACUAAUCUUUCCCAAGAGCAGCUGUCGAGGGAGUUUGCGAGAAGUGUGUAUCUUUCCGCUCCAGGAGUUCAUGCGUUUUUAUUUGUUGUGCCGUUCGGCAGGUUCACAGAGCAGGAGGAAGAGAUACUGACAGGAGUGCAAAAGGUUUUUGGUAAAGAUGUGCUGAAGCAUGUCAUUCUCCUCUUCACAUACGGGGAUGAAUGCAUCAGAGAGAGGAUACAGGCAGAGAUUGACGGGAAUAGGCUUGUCAGUGGAGUCGUUCAGAGCUGUCAGGGUUAUCAUGUCCUCAGUAACAGAGAUCUGACUGACAGACAGCAGGUGACUGAUCUACUGCAGAAGAUUAACACAAUGACAGAGUGGAAUCAAGGCUACUACACCAAUGAGCUGUAUGAACGGGCUCAAAUGUGGCCAUGGGAAAAAUUCUGGGAAAUGCUUAAGAACUUUUUUAAUGCAGUGAUUGCACUUUUCCUGAACCCGUCUAAAAAUUCUGAUAACAGCUGUUGGAGAUUGGCGCCAUAUGAGACUCUAAAAAACUAAGAAUACAUUUUUUUGCUCUUGAUUUAUUUUAUAAGACAUGGUUAAAUAUAACCUAACUGUAGGCGACAGCCCCUCUGCUUAUGAGGAAAAAUUAUGUAUCAGAGCAAAAUGAGAAAUUAAUGAACUGAUGUAACAGAACACGUCUCUGUGUGUGAGUUGAAAGGUUUAUUAUAUUUUAGCUACAUUGUAUUUUCACAUGUUUGAAAGGAUGGCUGUUAAAUGUUAAAACAGAUCAUAUAUGUUUAUCAAACAGUAUGGUAUACAAGAUACUACUUUAUCUUUACACGUUUCAUUCAUUAAAAAGAGUCUUAUGUAAAUAAGAUCCUUUCUGAACUAUGAAUACAAAAAAUAAUUAUAAGAAUAAUACAGCAGACAUUUCAUGCCUUAAUGCAUAUUCAGCAGGCACCUAUUAACAGCAUUUUCCUGCUCAUUUACAUAAUGCACAGUAUAU